Messenger RNA from Lodderomyces beijingensis, 1728 nucleotides. The record is from the annotation of a GenBank genome assembly. NCBI's taxonomy places the organism in Eukaryota, Fungi, Ascomycota, Pichiomycetes, Serinales, Debaryomycetaceae.
AUGUCUCAGUCUAACCACAACAGUACAGCCGAGCCUUCAUUCGUCAUUGGCACAGAUUCCAUACUUGGUGAACGAUGGGUACCGAUCUACGAAAAAGAUGUCAAUUUCAGCUCGCUGCAUUUCGAGCAAGCGAUGCUCAAUAUCAUUAGACUGCCAAAUAUCAACUCCACAGUCAUUCUUCGAGCGGACAUACUCGUGGAAAACACCUAUGAUCCAAACAAGGGAGACACAAAGUUUGUGAGCAAGUUGGUCAACGAGAUGCCCGAUGUCCGAGAAACUGGCGUCGAGAGCACGGAGACGCAUUUUUUACACCGAGACCUCUUGGACAUCGCUAUACGCGAGAUACCGCCCUCGCAUGGGUCGCCUGCUUUAGAAUUGGGCAACAGGUUGGAGAUUGUGCGGCGGAUCAUACCGCGGAACCCAUUCAAGGACUACAUAAUCAACCAGACGUGCUUGGUUGCCAAGUCCAAAGACGAAAAGUCAACGUUGGUGGUGUACAUACCGCACAUCCACAAGGAAGAAGAAAUCCCUUACUAUCUACCUCUAGUGUAUGGAGUUGGAAUAUUGCACCAUGACAGCAAGGUCUCUGUACACUAUCUCCCAUUCCAGAGCAGCGACUGGGUAAAGGAGAAACUGCGAAUCAAGGCCAUGGACUCGCUGGAGAGACCAAUACGAACGGCGUUGAGAUUGUUGCAAACGUCAACAAGGCACUCAGCGGGGGUUAAAUCCGGGUAUGAAAAACGCGUCAACCAUGAUUUGGUAGUUGCCAAAGUCGAUUUCCAGAACCGAUAUAUCUAUCUCAAGUCCAAAUACUCGUCUGAAUUGGUAAAUAACUGGUGCGAGAGCACUGAUCCGAAAAAGCACGUCUUUGAAGAUUUGGCGAUUGCCGCUUUUUUGAUUGAAUAUUGGAAAAUCAAGAAUUUCCAAAUCGGACAAUUUGAAUUCCGAGACCUUGGCUGCGGCAACGGCUUGCUUGUGCACAUCUUGAUUCUGGAGGGCUACAAGGGACAAGGGAUCGACGCGAGAGCUCGUAAGUCAUGGGCGACAUAUCCAAACAAAGUACAAAGCAAUUUGUUGGAAAAGAUUAUUGUGCCGAGCAUCCUACUCAAACCACACCCGUCGCUCGCAAAGAUGGCACCUGGCAUCAAGGACAAUGGACGGCAAUUUGCAGAAUUGCCCGAUCACAAUAGCCAUCACAACAACCACCAAGUGAACUACCACUCUGCUUCGAGUCUUCUCCAAUCGCCCAAAGUAUGCACCACUGAGGAUUUCCCCGAAAGCACCUUCCUCAUUGGAAACCACUCCGACGAAUUGACGUGUUGGAUGCCGCUUUUAGGCUUUCCCUUUAUUGUCAUCCCGUGCUGUUCGCAUGCUUUAAACGGGGCAAGAGUGCGAUAUCCACCACGCAAAAAAAGCUCAAAUGCACCAUUUUGCAGCAGCAGCAGCAGCAACUCGCACACGCCGCAGAAUUCAACAUAUGGGUCUCUCGUUGACCACGUUGAGGAUAUCGCCAUUUUGAACGGAUGGAGGAUCGAGAAGGAGAUGCUACGUAUACCAAGUACGCGCAACGCGGCCAUCAUGAGCUGCGAAAGGGUUGCCGAGUUCAACAAUGAACUGCGGGAGAUUUCGCAAUUGAGAGUUUUGGAUAUCAUCGCCAUGGAAGGCGGGGCCGACGGUUGGGUUGAGAGCUCGUUGAACUUGAUGAAAAAGGCCCCAAGAAACCACUAA